AUGCUUGUAACGAAGAAGAAGUCUCUGACCGCCCUCCCAUGGCCCGCUACGCGCGGCAACGAAACCGAUGAGGAGAGAAAGGCGAGGAAGUUGCGGGCAGCGGAAGCAAAGCGGAGAAACGAUGCAAUAAAUCGCGAGUUGGAGGCUGAACGCCAGCGUAUACAUAAGCAAAGGGCGGGGAAGAUUCUGCUUCUAGGCCAGGCGGAGUCGGGCAAGUCGACCGUGCUAAAGAAUUUCCAGUUGCACCUCGCUCCCAAGGCCUUCGAACUUGAGGCUGAAAUAUGGCGGCCUGUCAUCCAUCUCAACCUCGUCAGAUCCGUCAACUUCAUCGUCAACCUAGCUAUGUCGCGUGGUCAAUUGCCCCGGCAAGAAAAUCCAAAGGUCCCAAGAGGCCCACGCAAACUAUCAACCUCCAUGACUCCGGAACUCCGUAAACUCACUGUCCGACUGGCUCCUUUACGUCAAGUAGAGGAGCACCUCAUUCAAAUUCUAUCUGGCCAGGAGGCAACCAAUGACUCUGGUGUGGCGCUAGUACAACCCUACAAUCCGACUAAAGCUCCUGAUAUCACCUUGUCUAAUGGAACGCAAUGGCGGAAGGCUAUGACUGUCCAUCGUAAACAUUCAAUUGAUUCUAUGAGCUCGACAGCGAGCAGGGAGUCAACGGAAAUCAUUCAAUGCCGACGGAUGCUGACAGCGCUGAGUAGUGACAUCGAAGCACUGUGGGCAAAUCGUUCCGUCCAGGAGAUGCUGAAAACGGCGGACAUUGCUCUUCACGAACAACCGGGAUUCUUUUUGGAUCAAGUGAAACGUGUUACGGGAGAGAAUUUCCGUCCACGUCCUGACGACGUUCUCAAGGCGCGAGUCAACACCCUUGGUCCUGAAGAGCAUACCAUCGUCGCGGAAAGUGGAAGCGAAAAGGAGAAACACUACACAAUAUAUGAUGUAGGAGGUAGCCGAAGUCAACGCAUUGAUAUCAUUAUAUUUCUGGCGCCCAUGUCCGGGUUCAAUCAAGUUCUCGCUGAAGAUACAAAUGUGAAUCGUCUGACCGAUUCCCUGCGACUAUGGCAAUCAAUAUGCAGUAAUAGGAUCCUCGCUGGUGUAGAAUUUGUUCUUUUCCUAAACAAAUUAGACAUCCUCGAGUCGAAACUGAAAUCUGGAAUUCAAUUUGCCGACUUUGUAACAUCCUACGGCAACAAACCAAACGAAACCGAGCCGGUGUCAAAAUACCUGCUUGAUGUCUUCAUCCGGAUCCAUAAGCAGUAUUCUCCAAAACGAAGAAAGUUACAUUCAUAUCUUACAUGCGCAGUUGACACCAAGGCAACUUCAGACAUCAUCACCAAAAUCCAAGAUGUCAUCCUUAUGAAGAUUCUCGCACGGGUCAACCUCGUAUAA
Molecule: messenger RNA, 1392 nt
Organism: Psilocybe cubensis
Lineage: Eukaryota; Fungi; Basidiomycota; Agaricomycetes; Agaricales; Agrocybaceae
Exons: 10
Coding region: 1-1392 (463 amino acids)
Biological process (GO): adenylate cyclase-activating G protein-coupled receptor signaling pathway
Cellular component (GO): heterotrimeric G-protein complex
Molecular function (GO): GTPase activity; G protein-coupled receptor binding; guanyl nucleotide binding
Source: RefSeq, a predicted model, not a curated record